Molecule: messenger RNA, 5512 nt
Organism: Platichthys flesus (European flounder)
Lineage: Eukaryota; Metazoa; Chordata; Actinopteri; Pleuronectiformes; Pleuronectidae
Gene: snx13
Product: sorting nexin 13
Exons: 25
Coding region: 226-3162 (978 amino acids)
Cellular component (GO): early endosome
Molecular function (GO): phosphatidylinositol binding
Source: RefSeq, a predicted model, not a curated record
UAGCGGCUAGCGGCGUGUAGCGCUAACCCCGCAGGUAAACACUCAGCUUGUCAGCCGGGGAGAGGACGGGACGUGGCCGCGCUGCCCGCCUGCUAUAAACGGCGGCCAGCCCCGGGAUUACACGGCUAACGCUUAGUUAAUACGAUGAUCUAAGGAUGUGCGCACUGUCAACACCGUGCUGGAAUUAGCUCGACACAGGCAGUGUCGGUAGUAUGCGUUUAGAUUAUGAGUAACGACCCUCGAGAACGAAUUUCUACAUCACAACAAACACAGGCCAGUCUAUCCAUCUGGGGAUGGGGGGGUCUUGGAGUCGUGCUGUUCCUUGUCACCUUUGGACCCUUUGCCAUAUUUUACCUGGCCUUUUAUAUCUUCUGCUUUGUUGGAGGGGGCUUUGCGGUCACUCUGCUCUAUGGAAAGAUCAACUCAGAGAAACACCUGGAGAAAUGCGAGCACUCUUACUUGCCGCCCACACAGAUUGGUAUAGUGAAGACAUUGGAUGAGAUGAAGCUAGAAAUUAAGCCUAUAAGGAUUGACCGGAGAUUGACUGGCUCCAGUUUUAUAGAUGAACCACUACAACAGGUGAUCCAGUUCGCUCUGAGAGACUACAUCCAGUACUGGUACUACACUCUAAGCGAAGAUGAAUCCUUUAUAUUGGAGAUCAGACAAACUCUGCAGAACGCACUCGUCCAGUUCUCCACACGGUCCAAAGAGGUGGACUGGCAGCCUUACUUUACAACUCGCCUGGUGGACGACUUUGCCACCCAUUUACGUGUCUUCAGAAAAGCCCAGGAUCGCCUCGCUGACAGAGAGGACAAGCAGAGAGACAUAACGGAGGAGCUGGUGGACUCGUUCUUUGAAGCCGAGGUGGAGAUGGAGAGGAAGAUUUGCCGAGACGUAGUGUGCACUUCAAUCAAAGACGAAGAAGGGUUCCUUCGGGACUUGUGUGAGCUGCUUCUGUAUCUGUUACUACCUCCUGGAGAUUUCCACAACAAGAACAUGCGAUACUUCCUAAGGGAGGUGUUGGCUCGUGGUGUGCUGCUUCCUCUGAUCAACCAGCUGAGCGACCCGGACUACAUCAACCAGUUUGUCAUCUGGAUGAUUCGGGACUCCAGUUGUAACUAUGAAGCCUUCAUGAACAUACUGAAGUUGACAGACAAACCUCCUGAGCUGGAGGCUGUCAAGGACAAGGUGGUGGAAGAGCUGCAGUAUCUCCGCUCCCUGGACACUGCUGGAGAUGACAUCAAUGUGAUCAAAAACCAGAUUAACAGUCUUCUGUUUGUGAAGAAGGUGUGUGAGACCAGGAUCCAGAGGCUGCAGUCGGGCAAGGAGGUGGACGCCUUGAAGCUGGCAGCCAACUUCGGCAAGCUGUGUGUUAUCCCCCUGGAUCACAUCCUCGUCCACAACAUAGCCCUGCAGUUCUUCAUGGACUUCAUGCAGGUAGCGGGGGCGCAGGCCGAGCUGUUUUUCUGGCUCACUGUGGAGGGCUACAGGGUGACGGCACAGCAGCAACUGGAGGCCAUGCUGGGCUGGCAGAAAGAUGGCAAGAAGCAGCCCAGCGCCACCAAAGGACUUCUGAAGGCCGCUGCACUCGGUGUCUUCGAACAAUACCUCUCUGAAAAGGCGUCUCCCAGAGUGCAGGUGGAAGAGGAGUCGGUAACAAAACUUGGGGAGAAGCUGCAGAAAGAAGAUCCCACUCCGGAGAUAUUUGACGAAAUCCAGAGACAGGUGUAUGACAUGAUGCUACGUGAUGAGCGCUACUACCCCUCCUUCAAGCAGAGUCCUCUGUACGUCCGCAUGCUCGCAGAGCUGGAUAUGUUGAAAGAACCAAGUUACCGGGGAUCUGACGACGGCGAUGGAGAGUCUUUCAACGGCUCUCCCACAGGAAGCAUAAACCUAUCUUUGGACGACUUGUCCAACUCCUGCCAUGAUGAAUCUAUGCAACUUCAUGCCUUCAUCUCCGACACAGCUGACGCUUGUCUCCCGGGCUUGUGGGGUGCUGCAGGGGUUUGCAACGACCACGGUAAGACCUACGCGCUGUACGCCAUCACUGUGUUCAGACGCAACCAGGAUGGCAGCGAGGAAUGCUGGAAGACCUACCGCCGCUAUUCAGACUUCCACGACUUCCAUAUGAGGAUCAUUGAACAGUUUGAGAACCUGACGUCGAUCCUCAAGCUGCCAGGAAAAAAGACAUUCAACAACAUGGACAGAGACUUCUUAGAGAAGAGAAAAAAAGACCUCAAUGCUUACCUACAGUUGCUGAUGAACCCAGAGAUGGUGAAGGCCUGCCCAACUCUGAUUCCUUAUGUCUACGACUUCCUAGAAAACAAGGCCUACAGCAAGGGCAAAGGAGACUUUGCACGAAAGAUAGACACAUUUGUAAAUCCUCUGAAGAGCUCAAUGAGGAACGUGUCCAAUGCGGUGAAGUCCCUGCCGGACAGCCUGGCUGAAGGGAUGACCAAGGUAUCUGACAACAUGGGACGCAUGUCAGAAAGACUGGGUCAGGACCUUAAACAGUCCAUACUGAAGGUGCCCCCUCUCCUCCCCAAGUCAGACAUCGACCCUGAACACUGUCGAGUCUCCGCUCAGCUCGAUGACAACGUGGACGAUAACAUCCCGCUGAGGGUAAUGCUGCUGCUGAUGGAUGAAGUGUUUGAUUUGAAGGAGAAAAAUCAGUGGCUGCGCAGGAACAUUAAGAACCUGCUGCAGCAGCUCAUCAGAGCGACAUAUGGAGACACCAUCAACAGGAAAAUCGUGGAUCAUGUGGACUACUUGACUUCACCAGAGCAGGUGGCUGACUAUGUCAAGAAGUUCAGGGAUUCCUACUGGCCCAACGGUAUACUGGCUGAGACAACGCCCCGCCGGGACAAGAGCAUCCGCAUGAGGACACGAGUAGCUGCCAAGACCAGCCUGCUGGGUAUCAUGCCAGAUGAACUGAAGCACAUCAUUGGAGCUGACACCACGAGAAAGGGCAUCCUGCGCGUCUUCGACAUGUUCCAGUAUCAACCCAUGAACCGACGGCUCGUCUAUGUUUUCCUGGAGGGCUUCUUGGAGACAAUGUUCCCCCAGUACAAAUUCCCCGAACUCUUUGUCAAGCUGCACUCCCGCUCACCGCGCAUCCAAAGAUACAGCCAGAAACUCAAAUCGUCCUCUCUCAAGAGGUGACAGGAAAGGACGAGGCAACGGGACCGACUAGACCCACACAGACUUGGGAGUGAAGAGUGAGAGCAGGGGCUUGACUUGAAGCUUGAGGUGUGUGUGCGUGAUCUCUGCCCUUCCACUUCGCUCACACCCUUUGGUGAAAAACACUCCUAUGAUCAAGCUGAUUGUCUCGCUUUGAAAACCGAAGGAUGCACAACAGACUGCCCUCCUCUCGCUCUGUGACACACACACAUGCGCAAACACAAGUCCUGUAAUUUGCACCGAGACUGAACAUGGCAGUCUUUUCUUUUAGCUUCCAUGUUUUCUCCCUCCUUUUUGGAUUUUUUUAGUUAUCUAGCUUAAUCCUGGGCCAGUCGAUGCUGCUUUCACAUGGUCCAGAGAGCUGACCACAGAUACUGUAUUGUUUUUAAACUGCAGGAGUAGAUAGCUUAGACCCACACCUUGCCUUACCUUCCUGUUUCUUCUGUCUUUCAGCCAGCUCAGUCUGCCAUCAUUAAGCAGGCCGUCGUUAUAGCUACCCUCACUGCUGUAGACAUGUCAACUGCGAAAUCUUUAUUUUGUUUUCACAGCAACUAAAUAUGUCAAUCACUGAUUUUGAAGAGGCGCUGUUUUUAAAAAUGUGACUGAACAAAUGUAAAUCAAAAGGAGGAUUUUUAUUUUUAUCGUCAGCAUUUUUCCCCUGAGCCUCAAUGCUUCUGUUGACUCAUUAUUUUUUCCCCCUUUUUUCUCGUCCGAAGUGUAAAAUCAUCUGUUCCACCCAUGAUCCUCAAAGAGAAGGCCACAUCCCCUUUAACACUAAUGUCAUAACCUGUGACGACCAAAGCUCACGCUGUUCCUAUGUGUGUGUGUCUGUGAUUGAUGACGGGAUCCUCUAAACAUGCUGUGCAUCAUAUCAAUAAUCGUGUUGGAGCAGGAGAAUGAAGUGUUGACCUAAAAGCUGAGGCUGCAAAAGACGCGCUGAAGUGUGUCACAGUUGUAGGGAGCUCAACUUUGGAGCUAUCGGAGAAUCUAGCUAUCAAAGAAUGUACUCUCCGGUCCAGUCUGUAUUUGGCUCGUGUAGAAUUAAGUGCAAGUGUGUGUGUGUGUGUAUGUGUGUGUUUAGCACGAAGAUCUAACCCUCUUCAGUCAGAAACUGUGCCAGUCUGAGCGAGUGAACCAGCCUUAAACCUACAUAGAGUAUAAACUGACCGAGAGACGCACCCUAGAGGAAGCUCUCCUCCACAUGACUGAACGUUAGAAGAAGAUCAACAUAGAGAUAUGGAGAAAUAUCCCUAAUCACUUUUAUUCAGAGAAGAUUUAAUUUAGUGCAAUAUUUUUUUUCUUUAAUGCAUGUGCAUUUUGAAUCAUUGUAUACUGGAACAAGUAAUUCAUAUUGUUUUUAAAGUAAAGAACACAAAAGAAGUCCCCAGAAACGUCUUCUUAUCCCAACAACUUAACAUUCCGUUGUUGUAACAAUACAAUGUCCAUUUUACAGACUUGUUUUAUAAGUCGGUGGUUUGUUAGUUUUGGGUGUGAGGGGAGUAUUUUCCACUCGUCCCUCACCACUCGAUAGGCUUUUGGGGACGGAUCGGGGUGGGGGGUGGGAUCGGGUCACAGCCUGAUAGUUAGCUCUUCGGGACAUAGCUAGGUCAGAGGCGGGCACAAGACAACUGCUUCUAUUUAACUCGUAGGUGGCGUUUUAUGCAUUAGAGCUCUUUCUGUCAAGUGUGAACAGAUGUCGUGAACGGACAGCUGGAGGGACCGCCCCUUCCUGCCUGUCCAAUAUUCACUCAGAACUCACGGGAGAGCUGCGUGACCUGUGACCAAUGGAAUCACUGCUAAUGAGCACUUACCGUAGCAACUGUGCGAGGGCCUCUCCCGUUGGCCGGACGGAGCCCCGUUCUGCUGCAGCCGUCGGACAGGACUCGCUCGUCUGCUGUGAUUCGCUUACACUGAGCAGCAAUGGUGGACUCUAAUUGGCUGAGGGAGGACAUGAACUGGAUCCUCUCUUACCGGUAGAGGAGGAGAAGUCACCUUUAACUUUCUGCACACCUCUCCAUACAGGAAGGCUUGUCGUUUUCCCCCCCUUUUUUAACCCCCACUAUAUAUGAAUCUAUUAUAAAGAAAAUUGUGCAUAUCUGUGUACAGUAUGUGUUAAUAGUGUGCCUAAAUGUACUGUCAACUCUAUUUUCAUAUUUUUCUUUAACCUAAGAAAAAAAAAAAAAUCAAUCAGAAUGUCAUGAUCAUUUUACGCAACUGAAAAUGACUUUAGGGUGUUUUUUUUUUUUUUGCAUUAUGCUUAUCAAACUGUUCCUUGUGAGCAACUGUGCUCAGAUCAGUAUAACACUAAUAAACGGUUACUCAGACUAACUGA